GAAAUGUAGAGAAACGGACCAUGCGCAUUACCGUUACAGUAAUUUAGCAGAAAAUUUCAAAAUAAAGUAGAUUUUAACUAAUUUUGACGAGCUGUUCCACAAACAUGCCUGUUCCGCAAUAGUGACUCAACUCUCUAUAUAUUUAGCUAGGUCUAGAAACAAUGAGCACACAGCGAGGAAAUGUUUCUCGAACACGAAAGCAGAAGUUUCAAAAUUCCAGAGCUUUCAAAAAUGACAUGCAUGAUAAUUCUCAAAAAACAAAACUGAUAAAUACUAUUACACCAGUGGGUCUGUGUCAACGUUGCAAGGAAAUAAUUGAAUGGAAAAUAAAAUAUAAGAAGUAUAAACCACUUUCUCAACCAGCUACUUGUAUCAGAUGUCAUGGAAAAACUGUUAAGAGAGCAUAUUAUACUGUGUGUAAGCCAUGUGCCACUGAAGCUCAAGUUUGUGCUAAAUGUAAUACCAAACAGGAAAUAGUUGUACAACCAGGUCCAAGUGAACAAGAAAAAAUGAUUCAAGAUGGACAGCUUAAAUUUGAGUUACAACAGCUCAAGGAAAGACAACGAAGAGCUUUUUUUAGACACUUAGAAAAGGGAGAGAAUCCUACUGAAGCUUUAUCAGCAGCUGGGGCUUGUGCAGAAGAUAGCAGUGAUGAAGAGUUUAACGACAGUGAUGAAAAUUGUGACCUAGAUAGUAAUAGUGAAACAUGAUAAAUAAAAAAAAGUUAUGUUUAAAGAAUAUUAUUAAAUGAGAUCUUUCAUUGCA
Biomphalaria glabrata is the source of this 765-nucleotide messenger RNA. RefSeq lists its product as uncharacterized. The record is from RefSeq and is a predicted model, not a curated record. Lineage: Eukaryota; Metazoa; Mollusca; Gastropoda; Planorbidae. The transcript is spliced from 5 exons. The coding region runs from base 162 to 710 and encodes 182 amino acids.